Messenger RNA from Malus domestica (apple), 3151 nucleotides. The record is from RefSeq and is a predicted model, not a curated record. Lineage: Eukaryota; Viridiplantae; Streptophyta; Magnoliopsida; Rosales; Rosaceae.
UCUAAUCUCACGGUCAUUUUUUCAAUACUCGUCUUCAAAUGAUUGUUUCAUCAUGCAUGAUCUGAUGCAUGAUUUGGCGACAUACGUGUGUGGGGAAUUUUGCAUUAGAUUGGAAGACCACGACUUCUCAUUGGACGUUGUGAGCAAGGGUCGUCAUUUUUCUUAUUUGCAAUAUUCAUCUAAUGUUGAUUAUAAGAGAUUUGGCACUAUUUAUGAAGCUAAGUAUCUGCGCACCUUCAUUCUUGGCGUUCUCUAUUCGCCGACAGUACGACUUGAUCUCAUUUUAAUGCUACAGUGUUUAAGAGUUCUCAAACUACGUGUGCAUGAUAUCACGGAGUUGCCUGAUUUGAUUAGCAACUUGAAGCAUCUACGGUACCUCGACUUGUGUAACACUCCAAUCCAGAAAUUACCGGACACGGUAUGCAGUUUGUGUAAUUUACAAACGUUGUUGUUGUCAAAUUGUACAUGUCUAGCUGAGUUGCCCACCGAUUUGAGAAGACUUAUCAACUUGCGCCAUCUUGAUUUGAGAGGUACGAAAAUAAAAAAGAUGCCCCCCCACAUGGGCAAGUUGAAGGAUCUCCAAACAUUUGGAGGUGAGUUUGUCUUGAGCAAAGAUGCUGGGGGAUACAUUGAUGAGUUAAAGGGGUUUCAGCAUUUGAGUGGAAAUCUUCAUAUUUCAGGGCUUCAAAAUAUCAAACAUGCUGAGGAUGCUUUGGAGGCCAAACUGAGGGACAAGAAGCUCAGUGAAAUACAUUUGCAAUGGGAAGGUGACACUGCUGAUUCUCAAAAUGAUAGCCGAGUGCUGGGCAACCUGCAGCCCAAUACAAAUCUAAAGGUACUGGCUAUAAAGGGAUACGGAGGUAUAAAGUUUCCAGGUUGGUUAGGAGAUGAGUCUUUCUCUAAUCUCAUCACUCUCCGACUUCAGAAUUGUGGAUAUUGCUUCUCCCUGCCAGCAUUGGGGCGACUAACGUCCCUCAAAUGGCUUGAAAUUGAUGGGUUGAAUGGAGUGGAAUCAGUGGGGUCUGAGUUGUAUGGGCCUGCAUUUAAAUCUGUGGAGUUUCUGAGUUUCCGCAAUAUGCGGGAAUGGCAAGAGUGGUGUUUCCCUGGAGGUGAAGAAGAAGAAGGCGGACAUUUUCCUAAUCUUUGCGAGCUUAGUUUGGAGAACUGUCCCAAACUAACGGGGAAAUUACCGUUAUACUACUUCCCAAGACUUGAGCGGCUAAUUUUGCAGAAAGUUAAUAUCGAAUCCCUUGCUUAUUCGCAAGAAUGCAAUAAAUUCAAAAUUGAACUCCCAUCCCUCCGUGACUUGAGAAUAUCAGAUUGCCCGAAUCUCGUAUGUUUUGUGGGUGGUGGAGUGCUGCUUGCGCCCAACUUGAAGUGGAUAUCUAUGUGCCAUUUUAAAAACUUGUGGUCAGUGCCAGAGGAGAUGCACGCCUCUCUCCCGUCUCUUCAGUCUCUGUCCAUAAAAGGGUGUAAAGAAUUUAAAUCAUUUCCGGAAGAAUCUAAAUUCCCAUCCCUCGUUGGUCUGAAGAUAAAGAAGUGCCCAGAAUUUGUGGGUUUCCCCCAUGGAGGACUGCAAGCGCCCAACUUGAAGAUGAUGGAAAUCUAUGAAUGUAACAAAUUCGGGUCACUGCCAGAGGAGAUGCACGCCUCUCUCCCGUCUCUUCAGUUUCUGUCCAUAGAAGGGUGUAAAGAAUUUAAAUCAUUUCCGGAAGAAUCUAAAUUCCCAUCCCUCUAUGAUUUGAAGAUAAUGGCAUGCCCAGAAUUUGUGGGUUUCCUCUAUGGAGGAGGACUGCAAGCGCCCAACUUGCAGACGAUGGAAAUCAAAGAAUGUAAUGAAUUCAGGUCACUGCCAGAGGAGAUGCAAGCCUCUCUCCCGUCUCUCCCGUCUCUUCAGUCUCUGUCCAUAGAAGGGUGUAAAGAAUUUAAAUCAUUUCCGGAAGAAUCUAAAUUCCCAUCCCUCAAUCAUUUGUUUAUAAUGAAUUGCCCAGAAUUCAGGUCACUGCCAAAGGAGAUGCACGCCUCUCUCCCGUCUCUUCAGUCUCUGUUCAUAGAAGGGAGUAAAGAAUUUAAAUCAUUUGCGGAAGAAUCUAAAUUCCCAUCCCUUGAAGUUUUGAAUAUAUGGGAUUGUCCAGAAUUGGAAUCAUUUCCGGAAGGGGGAUUGCCGUCUAAAUUGCGUUCACUCAGAAUCGGGAGUUGUAAAAAACUGAUGGCAAACCGUAUGCGGUGGGGUCUACAAACACUCACCUCUCUCAAAGUCUUGGAUGUCAGCUUCUCAGAAUGUGAAGAAGAAGAAACUGUCGAAUCAUUUCCAGAAGAGGGGCUGCUGCCAACCACUCUCACUUCUCUCGGAAUCUCCCAUCAUCCGAAUCUGAAAACCAUUGACGGCAAGGCGUUAAGACAAAUCAUCUCUCUCAAGAAGUUGACCAUUUUUUUUUGUCCUCGACUCCAGAGCUUGCCAGAUGAAGGGCUACCCACUUCUCUUUUUGGUCUAGAAAUCCGCGAGUGUGAUUUGCUAACACAACGGUGCCAGAGAGACACGGGAGAAUAUUGGGCCAAGAUUUCUCACAUCCCCAACGUAGUGAUUGAUGACCGAGAGAUAUGAUUUGCAAUGGUACUCUUGUCCCAUAUAAACUUGAAAGUAUUUGCGAGAGAAAGAUACGGAGCUACAAAAAUUCCAAAUCGGUUAGGAGAUGACUUGUUCCUUCUCUCAUCUUGUUACUCUUCGACUUGUGGAUUGUGAACACAUUGUUUCAAUGCCAGCAUUGGCACAGCUACCAUAUCUCAGAAGGCUUCGGUGGUUAUAUUAUACACUUCAUAAAUAUAUGCAUAUAUAUCCUCUGUUGUGGCUAGAAACUGAUGGGUUAAAUGGAGUGGAGUUGUUCCUCUUUUCUUAUUGUGUCUUACGGUGGUUAUAUUAUACGACAGUUUGUUGUAUUGAACUAGUCUUCGGUGAAACAGGAGCUUCAACAAGUCUAUGAGCUUUAGUUUUCGAAUUUCCUUUUUCACGUUUGUUUCCAAAUUAUGUCUAUUGAGAGGUAGAUUUUGGUACUUUGUAGAAUUCGAAUUCAAAUGUUUGGUUUGUAAAAUAUGGAUGAUGAUUUCAUUUCCAUGGAACUGUGAAUCUAUGAUCAUGCUUGAAUGUUGUCAA